GGUAUUCCUCGAUUUCUGAGAGGCGGUCGUUGUUUUUCUUGGGCCAUUUUUCUGCUUAUUUAAGUGCAAUCGACUUCUUAUUCGCAAUGAACACAUUUAUGUUGCUUAUUUGUGUAGAAAAUGACUAGUUAAUUAAUAUUGGGUAUCGUAUUUUAAAAUAAAUACAAUGCCUCCAAUAAACUCUAAGGGGAAGAGUAGUGCAGAGUACGAGAACAUCAUAGCCAAGAAAUGCACAGCAUUGGAUUUUGAGAGCUAUAUUCAAGAAAACAAGACUCUUCUUCUGAAUGAUCCUCUUAGGGACAUUCUUUUAUACCCAUCUGAUGAUGUUUCUAGUGUGGUCCUCCCGCGCCGCUGGCGAACAGUUACAACAGCGGUGCCUGACGUGAGGACUGCGUCCACUUGCCCUCUGCUCACUCGACAAGCCUUGCUCAGCUAUGCUUCCAGUUGGAAUCUUAUACACUUCAAGUAUAAUAGUUAUUCUGGCACAUAUCUUAAUUUACCCAGACCAAUAGAUAACAAAUUAAUAGAAGAAGUAUACGACAUAGACGCUGAAACGGAAAGCGACAAUGAAGCUCAAGCAGCCAAAGUUGACAUUGGCACCAAAGAAGGCUACCUGCUCAAAGGGCCCGAAAUCGGCUCAGACAGAAUAUUCAGCAAUCUCGCUUCGAAAUCGUUCAAAAAACGCUAUUGCUCAAUGGUCAGAGAAGCUGAUGGUGCUUACAUUCUCGAGGUAUAUAAGGAUGAAAAGAAAACUGAUACGAAGCUCACUAUCGUCAUGGAUUUUUGUUCUGACGUUGUCAAAAACCCAAAGCGCGGACGCCACUGUUUCGAGUUACGUAUGUCUGGAGGAAAGGGUUACACAUUCUCGGCCGAUAAUGAGGAGGAAAUGAAUGAGUGGAUAACCGCAUUCAAUGCGGCUUUGAAGAAGAACCAGGAUUGUCCAGAAAUCAACCAGGAUGAGGCAUUAGAUAAAGACGCAGAUGUCUCACUGACAGCAGAACCGCCACCUCCAACCUACGGAACGCUGAAAGGCCUCGAGCACAGCAUGAACCCCCUUCUGAUGCGGUACUCCAGAGAGACGGACAUGUCCAUAGCGGCGGCGCGCAACGAGUGCCGCGCUAACAUAUUCAGCAUGCCGUAUAAGCGGACGCCGUCGCCGGAACCACAGUUGGAACCAUUUAAAGAACACUUCGGCCAAAAAAUACUGCUCAAAUGCGAAAGCUUAAAAUUUAGGUUACAAGCGCCAAUAGAUGGCGACAAAGAGCUAUUAUGCCAAGUAGAACCUUACUUCACUUACCUCGCCCUAUACGACGCAAGGAGCGGCAAGAAGUUAACGGAGAGCUUCCAUUUUGACCUGAACCACGCGGCGGUGAAGGAUCUAGUCAUGGACGUCGAGGAUACCAACUCGCUGGUCGAGAACUUUAGCUGCGAUGUCAAGUUAGAUGUUAAAUUGAUCCCGGAGGAAUGGUUUAGGUCAAAGAGACAGGUCCUCUUGUCAAUAAACAAUCCCCACCCAGACCUGUUUCUAGUAGUGAAAAUUGACAAAAUCCUGCAAGGCCACGUGAGCCAAGUUCUGGAGCCCUACCUCAAAGCCACCAAGGACCCUCGCCUGGGACUGAAGGUCCACAAAACCGUCCAGUCGUACGCCCACCGUGUUGGCACCUAUAGGAUGCCGUUUGCUUGGACUGCGAAGCCGUUAUUUAAGUUAUACAGCAACGAUUUGGACACGACCCCCGAAUUUCCCGCCAUUUACCGUCAAGAGCCGAACAAAAUGUCGGACGAUGAUUUGCUAAAGAUCCUGUCAGAUUUCCGGAAGCCGGAAAAGUUAGCAAAGCUAAGUACUAUACCGGGUUGGCUCAAUAUCAACAUUUCGCCUAGCAACGAACAAAUACCAAACUGUAUGACAACAGCAUACGCGGCACUCAAGCCAUUUCCACUGCCCCCUGCCUCGCCACUCACCCUGGAACUAGCCACACUCAACAUGGAACCAGAACAGCCGUAUGCGGCCUUCAUACACCACUUGUACGUCAGGCCUCUGUCGCUGAACUUUGAGUCGCAGAAAAUGUUCGCUCGCGCGAGGAAUAUCGCCUGUUCCAUUGAGUUGAGGGAGAGUGACACGGGCGACAAUAAACCCUUACAGGUGGUCUACGGGCGAGCCGGCAUGACAACGCAAUACCGGUGUUCAGUGCUGCACCACAACGCCAACCCCUCAUGGAGCGACGAAGCUAAGAUCCGCUUGCCAACCACCAUCACGCCAAACCACCAUCUGCUGUUCACGUUCUACCACAUAUCCUGCGACUUGACUAAGAAGAAUGAUGCUAACGUCGAGACGUGUAUUGGUUACGCAUGGGUGCCCUUACUGAAGAACAACAAGUUUGUGGACGAGAUCGUGAAUCUCUCCAUAGCCACGCAUUUGCCAUCGGGUUAUCUGUCCAUACAGCCACUCGGACUUGGUAAAGGAAACGCAGGCCCCGAAGUAAUCUGGGUGGAAGGCGAGAAGCAACUCUUCCGCUGCCAACUGGUCCUAGACUCGACCGUAGCAACCCGUGACACACACUUGCACAACUUGUUCGUGCAAGCGGAGCGACUGAUCAAAACCAACUCGCCGCCGACAUCGCCGUCGCCUCCGCCGUGGAAUGACGUCUGCAACGCUUUGAAAGCCGCGCAUGCGAUCAAACUGAGUGCGCUGGUGGCGUUCCUGCCGACGAUAUUGAACCAGCUGUUUGAGUUGAUGACGGUAGAGAAAAGCUACACACAGGAUAUGGGCUAUCAGAUUGUCAAGUUGAUUGUGCAUUUUGUGCAUAUGGUUCACGAUUAUGGACGGAAAGAUUUGCUGGAUAGCUAUGUCAAGUACGUGUUCAACUGCGUAGAGUUCAAACUGCACACAGUAUUGACGGCGCCACUGUACAUGUUCGUGGACCCGAACCAGCAAGACUUCCUGCUGGGACACAAGUUCAUGCAGUACUCAAGUUUCUUCUUCGAUAUUAUAGUCAAAAGCAUGGCGCAAUAUCUUAUUAACACUGGAAGGAUUAAGAUGUCUCGAAACGAAAGAUUUCACGCUGAUCUCUUGGACAACAUUGAAAAAUUGGUCACAACCGUUGAGCCAUCAUACAUUCUGCAACAGCCUCUGCAGACCCACAUAUUUAACAAAAAUCUUGCCUUAUUUCUUAAGUCUUGCCUGUCGUUUAUGGAUCGUGGCUUCGUGUUCCGCCAAGUCAAAAGAUACCUAGACAAGUUCAAAGCGUGCGAGCCUAAAGCGCUGUUCGAGUUUAAAUUCACGUUCCUCCAAACGAUAUGUUCGCACGAACACUAUGUGCCAUUCAACUUGCCAUUGCACUCAAACAAGCUGGGAAAAGAUAUGGAUGAAGACCCAGCAAAGUUAAAACUGUCAGAGGAAUUUAUUAUGAGGCAUUUUCUGUCAGGAGUAUUACUGAAACAAGUGGAGCAAUCCCUCCGCGAGGCCCCUCAAAAACGGCGCACGGCACUGGGCGUGCUUCGCGCCUUACUCACGAAACAUGAACACGACGAUCGCUACCGAUCGCGGCAGUGCCGCGCACGCCUCGCGCAGCUCUACGCACCCUGGCUCACUGUUGUGCGAGACAACGCGCACCGCCUAGUAACCAAAACACUAGCCAGUCCAGUAUUAGAAAAUGGCCAUGACAAAGUCGAUGGCGACGCGACCGUCAACCCAAUCAUCAACAACUCGACCAAAGACGUGGCUUCAGCAAACAGCACGCCGCGAAGAAACCGACUCACACUACACUUUGACCACACGCCAUUAAGGAAUUCUGCACAUUUCAAAGAUCCGCCGGUCGUGCAAAUUAACAGUUGCGGCAAAGAUCACGCAAACAAUGCGUCACAAAGCUCUCUAGAGUCCGUGUCGACCAUGUCGGGCGGAGACUCGCUCCCCAGGAACGCCGGCCGGUUGGACUUGAGCGAUAUCGGGGAUCAAGUCAAUAGAUUUGGUGUGAUGUCCGCGGAGGAGGUGCGAGAUGUGCUUUUGUGUUUCCUGUUUGUGUUGAAGUACCUAGACGAGGAGAGACUCGUGGAAUGGUGGAAGACGCAUACUACGGCGCAACAGCAAGCGUUUUUCAAUGUUUUAGAAAUAUGCGCAGAACAAUUCCAGUACAUCGGUCGCAAGCGCAUCCUGUCCGAACUAAAGGCGACCACGCCCGAGUGCAAUGGCAAGCCGAAGCCACUCAAAGCUAGAACGUUGCCGGCUAGGAUGAGCCCGCCUGACUUCUCGAAGGAACCGCCUAUUAUCGUCGAGAAAAAUAAUACCGUGAAUAGGGAAAAUCUCGCUACUGCGACGGUUACCACCGAGCUAGAAACCAUAGCCGAGCACGCCGUAGUUACCUCCGGUUGCCUCGCCACCGAGGUCGGCCUCACCAUAAUCGACCGCACCUGCCUCUUCACCAAGAACCUGGGCGCGGCCGAGGGCGCCGCGGCCCGCCCUUAUGUCAGGCUACUGCAGUUCCCUCAGAGCGAAACGCUUUAUAAGCACCUGUUUGCUGCCUUGAGGGCUUAUAUCAAUCAGUUCUCGGAGACGUUGUUUGAAGGUGGCAGCACAUUAUGCGCGGGCGUUGUAAGCGCCGUAGUGAGGUUGUGCGAGGCGCGUGCGGCGUGGUUGCGUCGCGAGGCAGCUGCCGCGCUGUACCUGCUCAUGCGUGCCAAUUACCAGCAUGGCGGCGGCGGCAGCCUCACCCGCGUACACUUGCAGGUACACCCUAUGUGCAGGCGUUGUCAGUACCGUAGUGAGGUUGUGCGAGGCGCGUGCGGCGUGGCUGCGUCGCGAGGCAGCUGCCGCGCUGUACCUGCUCAUGCGUGCCAAUUACCAGCAUGGCGGCGGCGGCAGCCUCACCCGCGUACACUUGCAGGUACACUCUAUGCAGCUGCCGCGCUAUACCUGCUCAUGCGUGCCAACUAUCAGCACGGCGGCGGCGGCAGCCUCACCCGCGUACACUUACAAGUCAUCAUAGCAGUCUCUAAGCUACUCGACACAUCGACGGCUCUCAACUGCAAACGUUUUCAAGAGUCCUUGUCUGUGAUAAAUUGUUUCGCCACCGGCGACAAGGCGAUGAAGGGGACAGGGUUGUCAACGGAGGUGGCGGAGUUGAUGCGCCGCGUGCGCACCGUGGUCGGGGCGCGGGCCAGACUCGCUGGCGUCGGCGGCAGUGGAGGCGCGGCGGGAGCGGGCAGUGUGCAUUUAGCGGAGCUACAACACGCGCUUGCCGCAUCAUGCCGCGCGACGCCGCGCCUGCGGCACGCAUGGCUGGCCACACUGGCCGAGCACAACGCGAGGCAGGGCGACCAUGACGAAGCUAUGUGCUGUCAACUUCACAUCGCAGCACUGAUAGCCGAAUAUCUAAAGCUGCGUGGUAACCUCGCGUGGGGCGCUGACGCCUUCACCGAGAUCUCCAUGAAUAUCCCCAAAGACGAGACCGGGCUCAAAAUUGACGAAGGUAUGACCGACGUCCAAUACAACGAACAAGCUCUUCUGGAUCAGCUGAUGAUCUGCACAGAGUUCGUCGACAAGGCGGAGAGGUACGAACUCCUCGGGCCGCUAUACCGGCUCAUCAUUCCCAUCUACGAACAAAGGAAGGACUACCAAGCUCUCCUCACAUGCUAUCAGCACCUCACCAAAGCUUACGCCAAAGUUAUAGAAGUCACGAACUCCGGGAAACGAAUGCUCGGAAGGUUCUAUCGAGUCGCGUUCUUCGGCAAGGCCCACUUCGGCGAAGACGAAGAAGGAGUAGAGUUUAUAUAUAAGGAACCGAAACUGACCUCACUGAGCGAGAUAUCGGAGAAGUUGCAAACUUACUACGAACACAAGUAUGGGGCGGAAAAUGUCAAGAUGAUUAUGGACUCAGCGCCGGUAAACCGAUCGGAGCUGGACAGUAAACUAGCGUACAUCCAAGUGACGUGGGUGCGCGCGGCGCCCUCGGGCGUGGCGGCGGGGACGAGCAGCGGCGAGUCCUUCGAGCGCGCGCACAACGUCAGGCGCUUCGUGUUCGAGACGCCCUUCACGAGGGACGGUGCGGCCCGGGGACCAGUUCACCACCAGCGGCUGAGGCUCACCAAGCUUACCGCUGACAAUUGGUUCCCGUACUUGAAGCGUCGCGUGCCCGUGAUCGAAACGCAAGUAGAAGAGAAAAGUCCCAUCGAGGUGGCGGUGGCCGAGAUGGAGGGCCAGGUGCUCGAGCUGACGGAGAUCGUCCACGCCAAGGCGCCCGAUAUCAAAAAGUUGCAACUCAGAUUGCAAGGCAGUGUGUGCGUGCAAGUUAACGCUGGUCCGAUAGCUUAUGCCAACGCAUUCCUUGAUCCCACUUUGGCUCCCAUGUAUCCAGACGACUUAGUUGACAAACUCAAAGGGACUUUCAAGGAAUUCCUGACAGUAUGUCACGCAGCCCUCCAGCUGAACGCAAAGCUCAUCAGCUCCGACCAAGUAUCGUAUCACGAGGCUUUAGAAGCCAACUACUUGAAGCUGAGCGACUCUCUCGCCGCGGUACUGGGGCAGCCGCUACACGAUAUACUCGUCAACGGAAACCUUAGCACCACCGUCACUGGUGUCGAAUUGGAUUCCAGCAAUGCCUAAAAAUACAUUUCAAGCA
This is a messenger RNA of Cydia amplana, 6611 nucleotides long. RefSeq names its product dedicator of cytokinesis protein 9 (gene Ziz). The record is from RefSeq and is a predicted model, not a curated record. Gene Ontology annotation, molecular function: guanyl-nucleotide exchange factor activity. Lineage: Eukaryota; Metazoa; Arthropoda; Insecta; Lepidoptera; Tortricidae. The coding region runs from base 167 to 6595 and encodes 2142 amino acids. The transcript has 35 exons. Gene Ontology annotation, biological process: small GTPase-mediated signal transduction; positive regulation of GTPase activity.